AUGGACACCUACAUAGAGCCGCUCGGGAAAGUUGAGAUGCGGCUGCUUGAACGACGCAAGAAGGAGUUCAAGGCCAUCACGCCUAGCGUUCUCCUCCGAAUCCCAGGGGGCUCAUCGUUCUUCAGUUCAGGCGCAAAUUACGCCGCGUUCGAGCACAGGAGCAUGAUGCAGAUAAUGCCGAUAUUGGUGGCUGACGAGAGUGCAUUGAAGGGUGGAGAGGAGGGAGAGCUGCGUGCUUUACAGGUCAAAGCGUUCCGGCUGUUUGCUGUGUUUUACAAGGCGUUUCUGGGGGUUGACAGGCACACACAUACAACAAUUGCGAUUGCCCGUCAGCAUGCGAUAGCGUUGGUGGAGUUGCUACCGCGGGCAUUUCCAAAGCAGGCAUCCCACUGGAGACUCCCAAAGAUACACAUGAUAAGACAUUUACUGGACAACGUUGUGCACCGUGGGAUGCCGCACCAUUAUUCCACGGAAAUGUGGGAGCGCACGCACAAGGGCACGGUUAAGGGUCCAGUAAGAGGGAGCAACUGGAGCGACAUUCCACGCCGCAUUGUGGAGGAGGAGGUGCAGCGAGAGGUGUACCGUGAAGUGGCUGCAGACGCGGGGGGUGGGCGACGGUACGCGACCGCAUUGAGCGAGGUGCGUACGGGUGUUCUUGGUACUGUGAUGGCCAUUGGGAGUAUACAGUGGAACGGUUUACCAGGGAAGAGCCGUGCCUCAAGCGGCGGGGAGUCGGAUCCAGUGUACGAUGAGUACACCGCCGCGCUUGGAGACGAGAUGAAGGGGAUGGCCGAUGAGUUCAAGGCGUUGGGGCUGUCUACCAACAACGUGCAGGUCCACACGGCGGUGGCCAUUCCGCGCACAAGGGGCGGAGAGCUAGUGGCAAAAGGGACAUUUGUGAAGGCGUCUCCCCGAGAGAGGUGGUAUUCGGACGUGGCACUGCUGAACAACAAGAAGGGAGACUGGUUUGCAAGAUGUAUGUGCAUCUUCAGGGCGGUUGACCGUGAUGGGGAGUGGAAGGGGUACGCAUACGUGCGGUACUAUGAGGGGGCGGGAAUAUGCAAGCUUACGGGGUGCAAGCAGCUGCACAAGCAAGUGGAGAAGGUGAGGUACUCGGUGGUGGAGUUGAGGAGCCUGCAGAGAGUGGUGCACGUGUGCCCUUCGUAUAGCAACAAGAAGGUGCAAUUAGUGAACAGGUUUUUGCUAUGUGAGUGA
This is a messenger RNA of Closterium sp. Yama58-4, 1215 nucleotides long. The record is from the annotation of a GenBank genome assembly. Lineage: Eukaryota; Viridiplantae; Streptophyta; Zygnematophyceae; Desmidiales; Closteriaceae.